Molecule: messenger RNA, 628 nt
Organism: Sardina pilchardus (European sardine)
Lineage: Eukaryota; Metazoa; Chordata; Actinopteri; Clupeiformes; Clupeidae
Gene: ppic
Product: peptidylprolyl isomerase C
Exons: 6
Coding region: 12-614 (200 amino acids)
Biological process (GO): protein folding; protein peptidyl-prolyl isomerization
Molecular function (GO): peptidyl-prolyl cis-trans isomerase activity
Source: RefSeq, a predicted model, not a curated record
UAUUACCAUUUAUGUUUUUAUUCAUGACGGCAUUGGUGGGACAUGCCAUCGGUUCGAAAGCGAGGACUGGGCCGAAGGUAACAGACAAGGUCUUUUUUGACAUCACCGUUGGAGGACAUGAGGUUGGCAGGAUUGUGAUUGGUUUAUUUGGUGAGGUUGUACCACAGACAGUGGAGAAUUGUGUCGCUUUGGCUACAGGAGAGAAAGGCUACGGCUACAAAGGGAGCAAAUUUCACAGGGUCAUUAAAGACUUCUUGAUUCAAGGAGGUGACUUCACCAAUGGAGAUGGAACUGGAGGUAGGAGCAUCUAUGGCAACACGUUUCCUGAUGAGAACUUCAAGCUGAAGCACCUGGGUUCUGGCUGGGUCAGCAUGGCCAAUGCAGGGCCCGACACCAACGGCUCCCAGUUCUUCAUCACCUCGGCCCGUGCGCCGUGGCUGGAUGGGAAGCACGUGGUCUUUGGGAAGGUGCUGGAGGGCAUGCCUGUGGUACACACCAUAGAACUCCAGGACACAAACGAUCGGAACCUCCCCUAUACUGAGUGUGUGAUUGUGAACAGUGGCAAAAUUGAAGUCAAAGAGCCUUUUGUGGUUGAGGUAGAAGAAUUCAACUGAUGUCAGUGCCAAAC